Effrenium voratum is the source of this 521-nucleotide messenger RNA. The record is from the annotation of a GenBank genome assembly. NCBI's taxonomy places the organism in Eukaryota, Dinophyceae, Suessiales, Symbiodiniaceae.
AUGGUGGACGCGCGGCCCUCCUGCAACUCGUGGCUCUAUGUUCCGCUGCUGCAUGCGGCGGCGGGGACACUGGAACGAUCUGCUUUCGAGGCGUGGGCUCGCCAGACGACAUGGGACGGGUGGCUGCCCAUGGUACAGCUCCUGCAGGAGGCGGCCCCCGCGGAUGUUGGCAUCAUCCGCCUCGUGCUGGAAGGACAGGGGGCGAACCAAGCGGCCGCCCGGCUGCCGGAUACGUCCCGCUACGCUGUGUCGCUGCCGCUUCCGGCAGUCGCGGCGUUCCUCGCCGAACCAGACGGGUACUUCAUCGCGUCUGUGCAGGAGACGCUGCUGGAAAUUUUCGCCGGACCAGAGGCUGCGACGCAGCUGCCAGGCUGCGCGAACACCUUCCGCCUGGCGCCAGUCCUGCAGCUCGAGCCUAACCCACACCCGGGCAUAGCGCCGGAGCGAGGGGCGGCGCCCGCCAUCAUGUCGAGUUGGCGGACGCUGCGCUGCAGCGCGGUCUUCGUGCCCUCGAUGACGUG